UCUUGAUCAUGGAAGAUUUCUUGCUGGUCUCGGGUCUCGAAUAGUUAUUCCGUGAUAACUUCAUUACGCUAUUACGCUCGGCGCACGCAAAUAAGAGCAUGCAUAUCUGUUAAAGUGAGACAAAGACAAAGAAUAAAAUAAAAGUGCGGGUAUAUCUGAUUAAUGCCUCAUUCAUUGGCCAUAUUAGUGUGGCGUUUGUGCGGCACUUCGUGAGCUGGUUUAUAAUUAAAGGAUAAAUUUUUAACCCGGGGGUAAUGAGUGUAAACGCCGAGAUCACGGGGGGACCGACCGCGGAGGAUGUCAAAGAGGCGGAAAUAGUCAAAGAAGUGGCGAAUGAAUACUUCAAAAAUCAAGAUUACAAUAAAGCCAUAGAACUGUAUACCAAAGCCAUAGCAUUGAAUCCAACAGUAGCAGUAUACUAUGGAAAUAGAAGUUUUGCAUAUCUCAAAACUGAAUUGUUUGGUUAUGCGUUAAGCGAUGCCUCCCAGGCAAUUGAAUUGGACAGAAAUUAUGUCAAGGGUUACUAUCGACGAGCAGCGGCGCACAUGUCCCUUGGUAAAUUUAAAUUGGCCCUGAAGGAUUUUGAAACAGUAACAAAAGCUCGACCAAACGAUAGAGAUGCUAAGAUGAAAUAUCAGGAGUGCAACAAGAUAGUGAAAAAACUAGCUUUUGAAAAAGCUAUAUGCAUCGAAGAUAAUAAAAAGAAUAUUGCAGACACAAUCAACCUAGAUGCAAUGACCAUUGAAAACGAAUACAUCGGACCGGAGCUCGAAGAUGGGAAAGUAACAGUGCAGUUCAUGAAAGAUUUGCUUCAAUGGUAUGAGGAUCAACAAAAAUUGCAUAGAAAAUAUGCAUACAAAAUUUUGCUCGACGUCAAAACAUGGUUUAUGGCUCAGCCCAGCUUAGUCAACAUCGAAGUACCAGAGGACAAAGAAUUCACCAUUUGCGGCGAUAUACAUGGCCAGUUCUAUGAUUUACUCAACAUAUUCAAGCUCAACGGAUUGCCGUCGGAGACUAAUCCUUAUCUUUUCAAUGGAGAUUUCGUUGAUCGAGGCUCCUUUUCAGUAGAAUGUAUAUUUACGUUGUUUGGUUUCAAGUUGUUAUACCCCGAUCAUUUCUUCAUGUCGAGAGGUAACCACGAGUCGGCAACAAUGAAUCACAUGUACGGUUUCGACGGAGAAGUUAAAUCGAAAUACACCGCUCAAAUGGCAGAGCUAUUCACCGAAGUUUACAACUGGUUACCGCUAGCUCAUUGUAUUAACCGGCGUGUCCUUGUGAUGCACGGAGGAUUGUUUUCGAGGGACGAUGUGACACUGGAUGAGAUACGUGAUAUCGAUAGAAACAGGCAACCACCGUACGAAGGUGUAAUGUGCGAGCUUUUGUGGUCGGAUCCUCAACCGCAGCCAGGCAGAGCACCGAGUAAGCGAGGCGUUGGCGUCCAGUUCGGCCCGGAUGUGACGCAAGCUUUUCUCAAGCUCAAUGACCUGGAUUAUGUGGUGAGAAGUCAUGAAGUAAAAAACGACGGUUACGAGGUCGGUCACGAUGGCAAAUGUAUCACCGUAUUUUCGGCUCCAAAUUACUGCGAUACCAUGGGUAACCGAGGUGCCUUCAUUAGACUCAAUGGCAAAGACAUGAUACCCAAUUUCACAACGUACGAAGCAGUUCCCCAUCCGAACAUAAGGCCAAUGGCGUAUGCGAAUUCUCUACUUAAGUUCGUGUGCUAGUGGUAACACUUUAGAGAUAAUAAUUGAUUAAAUAAUAAAAUCAUAAGGAAGCGAGGAGCAAAAGAUAAAUAAAUAAUUAAUUGAAAGCGUGAUGAUUAACGAUAAUGCGAAGAACUCACAUUAACAGUCACAUUAUUAGUCACAUUAACAGAAGUACAAUAUUGCAAGACGAAAAGAAGGGAGCAUCGCUUGAAAACUUUCUUCGUAAUGAUGAUCAUCUGAGUUAUCAUAAGAAGAUGAGAAUAAAUACGAGACUUUCGAUCCGAAUAAUAAAAUAUAUAGUCGGGG
Molecule: messenger RNA, 2012 nt
Organism: Venturia canescens
Lineage: Eukaryota; Metazoa; Arthropoda; Insecta; Hymenoptera; Ichneumonidae
Gene: PpD3
Product: protein phosphatase D3
Exons: 8
Coding region: 255-1724 (489 amino acids)
Molecular function (GO): hydrolase activity; protein binding
Source: RefSeq, a predicted model, not a curated record